Messenger RNA from Tetrapisispora phaffii CBS 4417, 2418 nucleotides. RefSeq lists its product as uncharacterized. Gene Ontology annotation, biological process: protein phosphorylation; intracellular signal transduction; microtubule cytoskeleton organization. NCBI's taxonomy places the organism in Eukaryota, Fungi, Ascomycota, Saccharomycetes, Saccharomycetales, Saccharomycetaceae. Bases 1 to 2418 code for a protein of 805 amino acids. The record is from RefSeq and is a predicted model, not a curated record. The transcript has a single exon. Gene Ontology annotation, cellular component: cytoplasm. Gene Ontology annotation, molecular function: ATP binding; protein serine/threonine kinase activity; tau-protein kinase activity.
AUGUCAUCUAGAGCUCAAAGAAAUACUUAUUAUGGUGGGUACACUGAUAAUUUAGAUAACCAAGCCCUUGCUAGUUCUUCUUAUGGUACUAAGCGGAAACAUGUCACAUUUGGCCCUUACUAUGUUGGCUCCACUUUAGGAGAAGGUGAAUUUGGGAAAGUAAAACUAGGAUGGACUAAAACAACAUCAAAAUUGGAGAUGCCAAAGCAAGUUGCAAUUAAAUUGAUUAGAAGAGAUGCAAUUUUAAAUUAUUCAGAGAAAGAAACUAAGAUAUAUAGAGAAAUUAACGCUUUAAAACAUCUGACACAUCCUAAUAUUGUCAAAUUAGAGGAGGUCUUACAAAAUUCAAAGUAUAUCGGCAUUGUGUUAGAGUUUGCCUCUGGUGGUGAGUUUUAUAAAUAUAUACAGAAAAAGAGAAGAUUGAAAGAAACACCUGCAUGCAGAUUGUUUGCACAGCUAGUAAGUGGAGUUCAUUAUAUGCAUUCUAAAGGAUUAGUUCAUAGGGAUCUGAAGCUUGAAAAUUUACUUUUGGAUAAACAUGAAAAUUUAAUAAUAACAGAUUUUGGAUUCGUUAACGAAUUUUCACAACGGAACGAAUUAAUGAAAACAUCAUGUGGAUCUCCAUGUUAUGCUGCCCCAGAAUUGGUGGUUACAACUGAACCUUACGAGGCAAGAAAAGCAGAUGUGUGGUCAUGUGGUAUCAUAUUAUAUGCAAUGCUUGCAGGCUAUUUACCAUGGGACGAUGAUCCGCAGAACCCAGAUGGUGAUGAUAUUGCCAAACUUUAUUUAUAUAUCACUAAAACAGCAUUGAAAUUUCCAGAGUAUAUUAACCCAAUACAGAGAGAUUUAUUAAGAAAGAUUCUUGUAUCUGAUCCAACGAAAAGAUUGAAUAUCAGAAAUAUAGAAAAGCAUGAAUGGUUAAUACCACAUACCCAAUUUUUAUCUGUUUCACCUGAAGAGUGGGAUACCAUGGAAAUUAAGGCAGAUAGGAAUAUUCAAUUACGUAGUUCCUCUGCUUCCUCAUCAGCAACUAAAAGAUAUACCAUGAGCCAUAUGCCCACUUCUGCUGAUUCUAUUAGAACUGGUGAUAAAUAUUCUAUAUCAACUACUUCAAGGACUGAAAAACAUAAUUCACUUGUAAUAGAUUCAAGUAGAUAUUCAUUACCUGCCCCUGCACAGGAAUCGGCAUCAAAUAUCAUGUCCAAUCAAUUUUCGGCUGAGAAAGAGCAAUUGAAAGCCUCUGAUAAGAUCAAACCCAGAACUAGUGAAAUACAGGAGCAUACCAGAACCAAUUCUGCUGCAUCUGUAGCAUUACAAGCUGUGGUAGCAGCCGAUAUUAAUAAUAUUAAACCGGUGGAAAAUUUUGAUAAUAUAACACAAACUACAUCUUAUAAUCUAACACGUCCACAUUCUGCAUCAAAUAGCAUAACUAAGAAGAAUAGUUCCUCAUCUUAUUCAACAUUUAAUAAAUAUGGAACUAUAAUGGAAGAUAGCUCUGAGAAGGGUUCAGAAAAAUCAACAGGUUAUGUACAUUCGAAUAAAAAUUCUCAUCUAAGGUCUGACCAUAAAAAACCUAGGCCAACUUCAUAUCAUCCUGGUUCCUCAUCUGCAGGUUAUACAGAUUUCUUAGCAACAUAUAAUGUUAACAAACGUGAUAGUAAUAAUGAAGGUAAAAAAUCUGCUGUCUAUGACUCUGUUCCUUCCCUGGUUCUUAAUGAGUUAUCUGAAGAAAGUCUGAUAAUAAAUAAAACUGAAAAGUUCACAAAUCACGACCAAAAUUUGCCUUCUAACGAGAACAAAUAUCCAUUAGGAAGUCAAGGCACUUCAAAUACUAUUAGCUCGGCCGUACAUGAGAAUACUAGCUCCAUUUCGGAUAACUUUAAGAAAUUAUCCUUACAUAGUGAUUCAGCUUCCACUCAGAAGCCAAUUGAUGUCGACAAUUCUGCUAAUAAAAAAAGAUUUAGCUUUUUAUCUUUAUCAUCAUUCGGUUCAUCGAAUAGGAAUUUAAGCUCGGAACUAGUUGCAAUUAACCAAACUAAACCAGAUGCAUCUAAAACUUCACUAUCUUCUCAGAACGUUACAGCUUCGCAUAAAAAUAUUCAACAAGGACGUGAUGCGUCACAUGUAUCGGUUCCUGGCGUUAGACCAAACAGGAUCAAUUAUGAAGCGAGCAAGAGAUUUUCGAGCAUUAAUACAAACACCAGAAAUACACCUAAUUCAAACAGAUCUAAACGAGCAUCAGUAAUGGUUGCAAAUGUUUCUGGGAUAAGAAUGGAUGAUAACCCCUUAAAUAGUAAGGAUCACAAAAUUAAUGAAAACUCUAAUAAUAACUCAACAGCAAGAGAGCCACAUCAAAACGGUCAGUCUACUGCCAAAAGAGUGAUUGAUUUUUUUAAAAGAAGAAGCAUGAGAACAUGA